AGAUAACAAAUAUCGUAUGCUUUGCAUUAGGUGACUUAUAUUCCAAGCCACCCGAUUGGUGGCGGAUGCAGAACGACGUUCUGCCAGAAAAGGAACGAGAGUUAGAGACAAGUGUGGUAGAUGGGGCCUUGGUACAUCAUGCAAUUGCGUUGACGAUGGCGAAUAUUAUCCGUUCUUGCGCCAAAAGUAGUGACAGAGAGAUAAGGUUACUCACCCAGGACCCAGGCUACUGUGACAAGACGAAGGAUCUAAUAAAAGGUAUUGGGUUUGAAGUUAUAGGAGGAUAUGGGGCUGGAGGCUUUGCUGAGGUUGAUGACGAGACUGCCAUCUUCUCACCUUUCCCAAAGGCACCAGUCAAGCAGAUUAUUGCAGAUCUCGCGCGGCCACUUGUUUUUAUCGCCCUCAGGGGUGCUACUGUCUGGAACUCCCGCCGGAAUCCUUAUGCCGACCCGGACUCUCCACGGACGAAGCAGAUGUGGGAGAGUUAUGAAAGGUGGGAUUUUCCAGUUUCAUCUGAUAGUAAACAGCUGGGAGGUUCGCUGCAUCAGUUGUCGGGAUUUACUAGAAUCGGAGAAUAG
This is a messenger RNA of Pseudogymnoascus verrucosus, 578 nucleotides long. RefSeq lists its product as uncharacterized. The record is from RefSeq and is a predicted model, not a curated record. The coding region runs from base 66 to 578 and encodes 170 amino acids. NCBI's taxonomy places the organism in Eukaryota, Fungi, Ascomycota, Leotiomycetes, Thelebolales, Thelebolaceae. The transcript has 2 exons.